Messenger RNA from Synchiropus splendidus (mandarinfish), 2198 nucleotides. Its product is annotated as aspartate aminotransferase, mitochondrial-like. The record is from RefSeq and is a predicted model, not a curated record. Gene Ontology annotation, biological process: biosynthetic process; L-aspartate catabolic process. NCBI's taxonomy places the organism in Eukaryota, Metazoa, Chordata, Actinopteri, Syngnathiformes, Callionymidae. Gene Ontology annotation, molecular function: pyridoxal phosphate binding; L-aspartate:2-oxoglutarate transaminase activity. Gene Ontology annotation, cellular component: mitochondrion. The transcript is spliced from 10 exons. The coding region runs from base 72 to 1358 and encodes 428 amino acids.
CGUCGCGCUCGUGACUGCCCUUCACGUCCGUCCACAUCCUCUGCGGUUCGACUCCCAAGCACAGCGCAACCAUGGCCCUGCUCAAGUCCCACAAGGUGCUCAACUGUUUGGGCAACAUCACCCCUUCUCUGGCCGUUCUUUCACACCGCAACAGCUCAUGGUGGGGUGGUGUUCAAAUGGGGCCCCCAGAUCCCAUCCUGGGUGUGACAGAGGCCUUCAAGAGGGACACAAACCCAAAGAAGAUGAACCUGGGAGUUGGAGCCUACAGGGAUGACCAGGGCAAGCCAUUUGUGCUUAGCUGUGUCCGCAAGGCUGAGGCUAUAAUUGCUGAUAAAAAGUUGGACAAAGAAUAUCUUCCCAUUGGUGGUCUUGGUGAAUUCAGCAAAGCUUGUGCUGAACUUGCUCUCGGAGAGAAUAAUGACGUCUUGAAGAGCGGCAGAAACAUCACUGUUCAGACCAUCUCUGGGACGGGAUCUUUGCGCAUUGGAGCCAACUUUCUGUCUCGAUUCCAUGCCGGGCCUCUCGAUGUGUACCUGCCUAAGCCCUCCUGGGGAAACCACACACCCAUCUUCAGAGAUGCUGGCAUGCAGCUCAAAGCCUAUCGCUAUUAUGACCCUUCCACUUGUGGCUUUGACUUCAAAGGAGCACUGGAGGACAUUUCUAAAAUCCCAGAGAAGAGUGUGAUCUUACUUCAUGCUUGUGCUCACAACCCCACUGGUGUGGACCCAAAACAAGAGCAGUGGAAGGAGAUUGCUGAGGUCGUGAAGAAAAGGAACCUGCUUCCUUUCUUCGAUAUGGCCUACCAGGGAUUUGCCAGUGGAGACAUCGACCGCGAUGCCUGGGCUGUACGUUACUUCAUUGAGAAAGGCCACAACAUUGUGCUGUCUCAGUCCUUUGCCAAGAACAUGGGACUCUAUGGCGAGCGUGUGGGGGGCUUCACAGUGGUCUGCAAAGACUCUGAGGAGGCCAAGAGAGUGGAGUCUCAGCUGAAGAUCCUCAUCAGACCCAUCUAUUCUAACCCACCCAUGAACGGUGCCAGGAUUGCCACGACUAUCCUCAACACACCAGAUCUGCGCACUCUGUGGCUGGAGGAGGUCCAUGGCAUGGCCAACCGUAUCAUCAGAAUGAGAGAGGAGCUGGUUGACGGUCUGAAGAAGAAUGGCUCCUCCCACAACUGGCAGCAUGUCAUCGACCAGAUCGGCAUGUUCUGCUUCACUGGACUUAAGCCUGAGCAGGUCGAGCGGCUGACUAAAGAGUUCUCAGUGUACAUGACCAAGGAUGGCAGAAUUUCAAUGGCAGGCGUGUCCUCUGGGAAUGUUGGAUAUCUGGCUGACGCCAUCCAUGCUGUCACCAAGUAGUGGGAAUCUUCAACGGCAACAUUGAAGUGGAGUUGUCUGUCCAUUGUUUCUCCCCCAUUCCACUUCUAGAAGCAAAAAAUGCUGAAUAGUAAUAGAACAUUUUAAUUGGAUUUCUUUGUGUGCUCUUGAGCCUCGCCCCUGUUAGAAUUGCUGCUGUUGAAACGGUUCUAUCAUCUUUCUAUCAUGAAUAAAGUCCUCACCGAAGAGCUCCACAUGCUAAAAUAUAAAAGUGUUUUCCCUCAUGAGAAAUCCCUUUAUUUAUUACAGUAAGUGAAAUGCAAUUUGCAAUUUGCAAUUUGAAUAAACUAAACAUAAUUAUUGCUUUGUUUUAACAAAAGGUGUGACUUGUGGCACUUUAGAGUAAUCACUGUUUACCUUUCAAGAAUAGUUUGCCACUCAAUCUUCAUUCAUCAGACCUUUGUAUAAUCUAUCAUAUAAUCUUUUCGGCCCCUGUAAUCUGCCGUUGGUCUGCAGCACUAAUCAAUCACCCAUUGAUUAGGUCUACGGUUUGGAAUUUUCCUCUGCCUCUUACUCUCUUGGUCAUCAUGCGUUUCAUAGUGUUUAUUUUGUGAUGCUGUCUAAAGGGCCAAUAAAUACAAAAAAGCACGCAAGCAUCCAGUUUUUACAUCCUGGUUCCCUGAAUUAAAAGCAGCAAUGAUUUUCAAAUUAAAGACUAUUUGACAUGACAAACGUCGGGGUGAACUGUCAGUGAAGAUGAAGAGUCAAGACAGGCAACAUUACAGUCCAUCAUUUGGAGCAUUUGGAUGUCUGAUAUGUCAUAAUACCGGAUCAUUGGCCAUGUAUAUUCUUGAACUUAUUAAACAAACCAUUACAAACCAU